This is a messenger RNA of Magallana angulata, 975 nucleotides long. Its product is annotated as phenolphthiocerol/phthiocerol polyketide synthase subunit C-like. Gene Ontology annotation, biological process: fatty acid biosynthetic process. Gene Ontology annotation, molecular function: fatty acid synthase activity; 3-oxoacyl-[acyl-carrier-protein] synthase activity. The record is from RefSeq and is a predicted model, not a curated record. Bases 1 to 975 code for a protein of 324 amino acids. Lineage: Eukaryota; Metazoa; Mollusca; Bivalvia; Ostreida; Ostreidae. The transcript is spliced from 5 exons.
AUGAAUGAAGACAAUGAUAUUGCCAUUGUGGGUAUUGGUUGCAUGUUCCCUGGUGCUGAGAACCUUGAAGAAUUUUGGAAAGUCUUGGUCAACGGAGAAGACCAUGUCCAGGAUAUUCCUCCUGAGAGGUUUAAUGUAGAAGCUUACUAUGAUCCUGAUCCUGAUCAUCCCUACAAGUCCUAUGUAAAAAAGGCUGGCCUUCUACAAAGGUAUGACGAGUGGGACAAUCGAUUCUUUGGUAUCAGUGACAGAGAAGCUGAACAAGUUGACCCUCAGCAUCACUUUGUACUGGAGACCGUGCACAUGGCUCUAGAAGAUGCCGGAAUUCCAAAAGAGAAAAUAGCGGGCACUGACACUGGGGUCUAUAUUGGUGCAAUGAGUCACGACUGGGACUCUAACCUCCGGACGGCUAGACAGAAAACUACAAACACUACUGUGACUGGCUGCGACUCCAGUAUUCUGUCAGCAAGAAUCGCUUACUUCUACAAUCUGCUGGGUCCUGCUAUGACAUUGAACACUGCAUGCUCGUCAUCCAUUAUAGCUUUUCACACAGCUUCCCAGGCGCUAAGAAAUGGUGAUAUAUCUAUGGCAAUUACUGGUGGUGUAAAUUGCAUCCUUGAUCCAUCCAUUUUCAUCAGUUUAUCUACAGCUAGAAUGGCAUCACCAACUGGGAAGUGUCACACCUUCUCCGAGAAUGCAGAUGGAUACGUCCGUGGGGAGGGCUGUGGGAUUGUCAUAUUAAAAACACUUAGAGAUGCUCUGCGUGAUAAGAACAAAAUUUGGGGCACUAUUUUUACGGGACUAAAUCAGGAUGGUCACACAGUCAGUCCAAUUACAUCCCCAUCUGGCAAACAACAGGAGCAGCUGCUGGAAAAUGUUUUUGAGAAAUAUAAAAUCCAGCCAAGUAAUGUGCAGUAUAUAGAAGCGCACGGUAAAAUCCUUAACUUAAAUUUAAAAACGCAUACAAGUUAUUAG